Messenger RNA from Phragmites australis (common reed), 2714 nucleotides. Its product is annotated as hydroxyphenylpyruvate reductase-like. Gene Ontology annotation, molecular function: glyoxylate reductase (NADPH) activity; hydroxypyruvate reductase [NAD(P)H] activity; NAD binding. NCBI's taxonomy places the organism in Eukaryota, Viridiplantae, Streptophyta, Magnoliopsida, Poales, Poaceae. Bases 309 to 2450 code for a protein of 713 amino acids. The transcript is spliced from 6 exons. The record is from RefSeq and is a predicted model, not a curated record. Gene Ontology annotation, cellular component: cytosol.
GUAAUAAAUGAGCCCACCACUGCAGCUACCUGCCCCCUUCGCUUCCUCUCCCCAUCAAAAGACGACAUGGAUUGAGCUUUCCCGGCCGCUAGCACUGUACCGUGGAGGGCAUUAGCAGCAAGAGAUCUUGGGGCUCUCUUACCUACACAAGCCGCUUGCAGCAACCUCGGAGGCUUGCAGUCCUGCAAAAGAGGCAAAGUUUCCUAUAAACUGCUUGUUCUUAUCGAGGCUUUAGUGCUCAGAUAGACACCAUUUCCUGAAGCAAACAAGCUCCUAAGUUGGCAUCUCUCAAGAUAAUAAAAUACAAUAUGCAUCAAGACAGUUUCAGAUCAGUGGUUUGCAGAUCCCUUUCAAAGAGCCUUCCCUCCAGAAGCAAAGAUGUCAGCUAUCCUGAAACAGUCCAAUGUGCUGUCCCUUGUGUUGUUACACUGCAACCUUCGGUUUGUGGAGGCUGCCAAGGCCGGGAACGGAGCCUGUCGCAAAGCUACGGGGAGGAGAGAUCCAUGUCAUUCCACAGAGACUACCUGAUGGCGCCCUCGCUCUCAAAGCAUUUCGCAGAGGACUUCCUAAGAGGCGCCAUGGACCUCCAGGAGUCCCUUGCGAUGCUGGAGGGAUUCCAAGCUGCAUCACAGAGCAUGAGACAAUCAAACAAGAAGAGAAGACCAGAAACUGGCGAAAAAACUCCAGAAUUAGAUACCAUAAUCCGUGAAGUCCUCCUGAGACCGUCAAAUUCCAAGCAGGUACUUCCUAGAACUGUCAGCAACGGAUUGCCUGGGCAAUUAAGCAAUUCUACUGAUGAGUUGAAGAAUGUGGUCAAGGACAGCCUCUACAGGAAGAACCUCUUGUCAGUGUCCUGCAAUAGUGAGCAGGCCUCUUUGAGCCAAUCAACACGAUACUCGCCGGACAAUUAUUUGAUGUCCAAGACUACUCAGCAGAAGAAAGUGGUGCCAAGAUCUUUUCCAUCAUGUGCACCAGUGCAACCUGACAAGUCCAAAUCUCCAAGCUUGGUAGCCAAGCUCAUGGGCCUUGAUGGAUUGCCCACACAAAAUGAUAACUCUAUCAAGAAAGACGAGAAGGCGAAGACAGUGAGCUCACCAAGAGCACGGUUUGAUGUUCAGAUGCCUAAGUCAAAAAGGCUACUACCGCAACUAUCAGGAGAGGACUCUCGGUUUGAUAUGGAGAUUCCUAGGUCAGAAAAGCUACCACCAAAACAUCGCAAUGUUCAGAGGGAGUAUACUUGUUCACAGAAGCGCAUCCUUCCUUUGUAUGGUACUGUAGAGGUUAAUGCGAUUGGCUCGACGAAAUCAAUUCACAGAGACAAAAACAUUGACCAAGAUCGAGCAAAAUCCCCGAAAGAAAUCAAGGUGGUCUCUCCUACAAGCAGAAAGCAGCAGACAAAGGCGGCCACCAAGAUCAGCAGGAGAACCAGGGAGAAACAAAAAUUUCAUGUAGCUGAGAGGAACAGAGAAGGGAGGAAGGAUGCGAAGGCUAAAGCAGGACCAGCUUCUCGUAAUGCUAAAAUAGAGAAAAAACCUGAUAAGAAAUUGUGUGCAUCAAGUAGCAGUCGAAUGAGCAACUCAAUGAAACCCAUCUUACAGAAAGCACCCAAUAAUUCCAGAGGGAAGACAUUAUCCAGGAGAAAUGUCAAGAGCUCAACUAUCGAUGAAAUAGUGGCGUAUGAGAUACAAAGAGAGAUCGUCCAUGCCCUGGAUCAUAUUGACGGUCCAUCCACAGAAUAUAGUGCAACACCUAGCGACGAAAGCUGCCAAAGUGCUGAUUGGGAUGCAGAAUCUUCUAUGGACGAGAUUCAUAAAGAUUUUAGCAAAUCUGGUGAAGCUUUGUUAUUUACCAGCCAUGCUGAAAGAACUAUUUCAACUGAUGGAGAUGAUAUUCACACAUCAACAGACAGAAUAUCAACGAAGGAAGCUGAGAUAACAGACGAGAUCAGUUUGCUUCUCCUAAAUGAUCAACCAUUCCUUAGCAGAGCAGCAAAACUCAUAGGAAUUGGCGCUUAUGAGCAUCUGACUAACCAAUACAAAGCAAUUUCCAAAGCUGAAAUAAAACAUAGUGAGCUCUAUCUGGACACAGCAGCAGAGCAGUUGGAACGAAAACAUCAUCAGCAAAAUCGUUUGUGCUAUACUGGAUUUCAGGGCCAGAAAUGCAGAGCAACAACAUACUUCUCAUUGGAGGCAUUGCUGAGAGAUAUCAGUGAUGGGAUUAGAAAGCUGAACGGUUAUUCUGAUGAAGACGCUGGUGGCACAAAAGAUAGCCUAGACAUGAAGCUGGAGAGGGAUCUCUGGUGCACAGACGCGUCGAUCAAUGAUGUGUGGGAUAUGGGCUGGCAGGACUGGAUCUGUAUGGAAGAAACAGAAUGCUUCAUCAGAGAUGCUGGGGAGGACAUUCUAUCCUUGCUCAUAGAGGAAGCUGCUUUGGACCUGUGGAUACAUUGACAUUAGAACAUAUAGCUUCAGUGGUUUUCUGCCAUCUUGAGGAUGUAACCUCAGUUACAUGACCAGCACAACUCGUGCCUUUGGUUGUAUUUUGUGUUGGGUUUCAUAUUUGUCAAAUUCUAGCAUAAGAAGUUAAGAACAUGGAGUUCCAGUGUUUCUUUUACCAAGAAAUUAUUGUAAUUUGUGCUAAGUGCAUGGCCCUAUAAAAGAAGAGGGUUGCACAGUAACUGAAUGUGAAAUAGUUAUCUUACAAACUGGCAUUCA